CAGAAAUUUAUUUAUUUUGAGAAAAGGAAAAAAAAAAAAAACGAAACAAGAAGAAGAAGAUUGAAUUUUAAUUAUUAUAAUUGUAUAAUUAUAUUGAAAUGGCGUCGUUUGUCUUUGUGGAGCAAGAAUUUGAAAGUUGAAACGAAAAGGUGAACAUAAAAAAGGGACGGAUGUGAAGGGGAGUAGUGAAAUACAAUUAAAUAGCUCCACUGAGUUCCGACCGCACCUGCCCCAAACCCAAAGUCCCAAACCCAAACUCCUCUCUUCCAACGCAGCUUCCUAAAAAGCUAAGCAAGUGAGCACCGUUUUAGAAACGCAAGCAAACAAAGCGUGAAUUCUUCAGAGAAAGAUAAUUAAUAGAGUUCUAAAACAUAAAAAAGGGAAAAACGACGCUGCGUUUUGGGUCCCAAAUGCUCUGAAAUGGCUAUAGCUGACCAAAAGUCUUCUUCGUCAUCCUCAUCCACCUCCGCCGACGGUAAACUAUGGGGCUUUUUGAAGAGGCCUUUUCGCCCAACGGCGACCACCACCACCAAUUUCUCGUCCUCGUCUUCUUCCCAACAUAAUCAUCAUAACCAUAAUCAUAAUCAUAUUAAUGCUAAUACUAAUGCUCAUCAUCCCCACAACUCAAACUCAUACCACGAUGCUUCCAAUCUUCACGCCACCAACAAUUCGGUUUCUUCCGUCGCCAGGUCGCUGCUCCCAACUCGACGUCGCCUCAAGCUUGAUCCCUCCAAUAAGCUCUACUUUCCUUGUGAACCUGGUAAACAAGUUAGGAGUGCCAUUAAAAUAAAAAAUUCUAGCAAAUCCCAUGUAGCAUUCAAGUUUCAAACCACUGCACCAAAAAGUUGCUUUAUGCGUCCUCCUGGAGCUAUUCUUGCUCCUGGCGAGAGUCUUAUUGCAACUGUGUUCAAGUUUGUGGAGCUUCCUGAGAACAAUGAAAAGUUGGUUGAUCAAAAGAGCAGGGUUAAGUUUAAAAUCAUGAGCCUGAAGGUGAAAGGACCAAUGGAUUAUGUACCCGAGCUGUUCGAAGAGCAGAAGGAUCAAGUUGCUAUAGAACAGAUAUUGCGGGUUGUUUUUCUAGAUCCGGAGCGUCCUAGUCCGACUUUGGAAAAGUUGAAACGCCAAUUAGCUGAAGCUGAUGCUGCGCUUGAGGCACGCAAGAAACCGACAGAAGAUGCAGGUCCAAAAAUUAUUGGAGAAGGGCUUGUAAUCGAUGAAUGGGUGAGUUUUGUCCAUUCUUAUCUUUUUAAAUAUUGUUUUGUGCAAUGCACAUGUUUUCCCUUUUAUAACAUCCGUUCUUGUAUAUGUACUUCUGAUGUGCAGAAAGAGCGAAGGGAAAGAUAUCUUGCUCGACAGCAGGUUGAAGGAGUGGACUCAGUAUAAUGUGGUGCUUCUUUCCUUGCCGUUGUUUUUAUUGUUCUGUGAUUGGAUGGGAAUCAAUAUCUAUUACUAUCUUCUCAAAAAAAAUAUAUAACAUAUUAGGACUUUACAAUAUAAGUCAGUGUAAAAAAAAAUUUCCUGGAGAAGCUUUCAUAGUUGAGGAACUCAGAACUUGGAUUUCAAUACCUGCCUGUAGAUAAAGUGAUUUUGUUUCUUUUAUUUUAAGAAAUAAAAUUGAGUCUAAUGGGUUGUAAAUGACAAAAUUGGUCUGCCAGUCUUUGAAGUGUUAAAUGCACUUCUAUAUAUAGUUCUUUGUUCUUUUC
Molecule: messenger RNA, 1703 nt
Organism: Cannabis sativa
Lineage: Eukaryota; Viridiplantae; Streptophyta; Magnoliopsida; Rosales; Cannabaceae
Product: vesicle-associated protein 4-2-like
Exons: 6
Coding region: 421-1383 (320 amino acids)
Biological process (GO): endoplasmic reticulum membrane organization
Cellular component (GO): endoplasmic reticulum membrane; plasma membrane
Source: RefSeq, a predicted model, not a curated record